UCUUCCAUCUUCCUGUUCGCUUCUGUGAUAUAUAUAGCACCAUAGUUUUUACCAAUGGAGUGCUGCCAAUGUUUAUAAUCAGAGGCUUCUGAGUUUUCUUCAACCAUCGGUUCUUCCCAACCACAUCCUUCCCUUACAAAAGUCAUUUGCUUCUGCAGGUGAGCUGUUGGGCCUGAAAAAAUGGCUACUGGAGCCGUACCCGCUUCAUUUUCUGCGCUCAAGAGCAGAGAUUCCAGUUUGGGAUUUGGGGGAAGUAUGGAUUUUGUGAGAUUUUCGGUUUUGAAAAGAAUAAAAUCUGGAAGGACAAAGGUCUCGGUUAUAAGGAACUCAUCAGGUCCUGGCCGGGAUAUUGCUGAACUUCAACCUGCAUCAGAAGGAAGCCCUCUUUUAGUUCCUAGGCAAAAGUACUGUGAAUCAUUAUACAAGACUGUCAGGAGGAAAACAAGGACGGUGAUGGUUGGUAACGUGGCUAUUGGUAGUGAGCAUCCGAUAAGAAUUCAGACAAUGACAACCAAUGACACUAAGGAUGUUGCCGGAACAGUUGAAGAGGUUAUGAGAAUUGCAGACAAAGGAGCUGAGAUCGUGAGGAUAACAGUUCAAGGGAAGAAAGAAGCAGAUGCAUGCUUUGAGAUUAAGAACUCCCUUGUGCAGAAAAAUUACAACAUACCCUUGGUGGCUGAUAUUCAUUUUGCCCCAUCUGUCGCUUUGCGAGUUGCUGACUGCUUUGACAAGAUUCGUGUCAACCCUGGAAAUUUUGCUGAUAGACGAGCUCAAUUUGAGAAACUAGAGUACACAGACGAAGACUAUCAGAAAGAACUUGAGCAUAUUGAACAGGUUUUCACUCCAUUGGUUGAGAAAUGUAAGAAAUAUGGUAGAGCAAUGCGCAUUGGGACAAACCAUGGCAGUCUUUCAGAUCGUAUAAUGAGUUAUUAUGGAGAUUCUCCUAGGGGAAUGGCAUACAUUGGACAGGUUGAAUCUGCUUUUGAAUUUGCAAGGAUAUGCCGAAAGUUGGACUUCCACAAUUUUGUCUUUUCUAUGAAAGCAAGCAACCCAGUUGUGAUGGUCCAGGCUUACCGUUUACUUGUAGCUGAGAUGUAUGUUCAAGGUUGGGAUUAUCCAUUACACUUGGGAGUGACUGAAGCUGGAGAAGGUGAAGAUGGGCGUAUGAAGUCUGCAAUUGGUAUUGGAACACUUCUUCAGGAUGGUUUGGGUGAUACGAUUAGGGUUUCUCUCACAGAACCACCUGAAGAGGAGAUAGAUCCCUGCAGAAGGCUGGCCAACCUUGGUAUGAGAGCUGCUGAGCUCCAGCAAGGGGUGGCACCUUUUGAAGAAAAGCACAGACAUUAUUUUGACUUCCAGCGCCGUUCUGGUCAAUUGCCAGUGCAAAAAGAGGGCGAAGAGGUGGAUUACAGAGGUGUCCUGCACCGGGAUGGUUCUGUUCUCAUGUCAGUCUCCUUAGAUCAAUUAAAGUUGCCUGAGCUCCUCUACAAGUCCCUUGCGGCCAAACUCAUUGUCGGUAUGCCAUUUAAGGAUCUGGCUACAGUAGAUUCAAUCUUAUUGCGGGAACUUCCUCCAGUUGAUGAUGCUGAUGCUCGGCUAGCUCUGAAACGGCUGAUAGAUAUAAGCAUGGGGGUAAUAACUCCUUUGUCAGAGCAGUUAACAAAGCCAUUACCCAAUGCCAUGGUUUUGGUAAACCUUAAGGAACUAUCUACCGGUGCUUACAAGCUCUUGCCAGCAGGCACAAGAUUGGUUGUAUCAGUGCGUGGUGAUGAGCCUCAUGAGGAACUGGAAAUCCUCAAAAGUGUUGAUGCUACUAUGCUUCUUCAUGACCUACCUUAUACUGAAGAAAGAGUUAGUAGGGUGCAUGCAGCAAGGAGGUUAUUUGAGUACCUGGCAGACAAUUCUUUGAAUUUCCCAGUCAUUCAUCACAUUCAGUUCCCAAAUGGAAUUCACAGUGAUGACUUGGUGAUUGGUGCUGGUGCCAAUGCUGGAGCACUUCUGGUUGAUGGGCUUGGAGACGGUGUUCUUUUUGAGGCCCCGGACAAAGAUUUUGAUUUUCUGAGGAGUACGUCUUUCAACUUGCUCCAAGGAUGCCGAAUGAGGAAUACAAAAACAGAGUACGUAUCAUGCCCAUCCUGUGGUAGAACUUUAUUCGACCUUCAAGAAGUAAGUGCACAAAUACGAGAGAAGACAUCGCACUUGCCUGGCGUAUCGAUUGCUAUCAUGGGCUGCAUCGUAAAUGGACCGGGGGAGAUGGCUGAUGCAGACUUCGGGUACGUAGGAGGUGCUCCAGGAAGGAUCGACCUUUAUGUUGGGAAGACCGUAGUGAAGCGUGGAAUAGAGAUGGAGCAUGCAACCGAUGCAUUGAUCGAUCUGAUAAAAGAACAUGGUCGUUGGGUAGACCCUCCUGCAGAGGAGUAAAGUCACUAGAGCUGUUGUGCCCGAGAACAUCAGAGUUCAGGGGAAAUGGGAUCCUGCUGCUGAAAGCUGAACACCCUGCAUUCAGCAAUUAAGCAUGGCAAAACUUCGUUUAUAUACGGACCGCAGUGUCUUAUUCCUAGAAAAUGAAUAAAUAAUGAUAGCAUUCUCUUGAAUAAUGUGAAUUAGAAUUACGCUUCUUUACUAGUAUAGCAGUAGCCUAAGAUGUGUGCCCUCAAAGUGUAAUUUAGAGGUGAAAAGUUGGCGUAAUUUGCAGCGUGUUACCUAA
Prosopis cineraria is the source of this 2707-nucleotide messenger RNA. RefSeq names its product 4-hydroxy-3-methylbut-2-en-1-yl diphosphate synthase (ferredoxin), chloroplastic. Bases 181 to 2421 code for a protein of 746 amino acids. Gene Ontology annotation, molecular function: iron ion binding; 4-hydroxy-3-methylbut-2-en-1-yl diphosphate synthase activity (ferredoxin). The record is from RefSeq and is a predicted model, not a curated record. Gene Ontology annotation, biological process: isopentenyl diphosphate biosynthetic process, methylerythritol phosphate pathway; terpenoid biosynthetic process. Gene Ontology annotation, cellular component: chloroplast. The transcript is spliced from 20 exons. NCBI's taxonomy places the organism in Eukaryota, Viridiplantae, Streptophyta, Magnoliopsida, Fabales, Fabaceae.